Neocloeon triangulifer is the source of this 2153-nucleotide messenger RNA. RefSeq lists its product as uncharacterized. Gene Ontology annotation, biological process: signal transduction; positive regulation of epidermal growth factor receptor signaling pathway; positive regulation of fibroblast growth factor receptor signaling pathway. The record is from RefSeq and is a predicted model, not a curated record. The transcript has 7 exons. Lineage: Eukaryota; Metazoa; Arthropoda; Insecta; Ephemeroptera; Baetidae. Bases 281 to 1369 code for a protein of 362 amino acids.
CGAGGUGCCGCCCGCACAUUCCCCCACAUUCCCACACUCGCUGACAAAAGGCAGACUCCUUCUUCAGAUUCAGAGUGAAGCCGCGAGCCGACGAGUGUGGAUUUACAGGGCACGCACGCAGAUUCCACGCCGCACGAGAGUCCGGCCACAGACCAUCAAGAGACCACAUCCACUCGCGGAUCGGAGGUCGCUUCGAGUGCAGACGUCCAGAAGGACAUUGGACACCCCACGGUGACUGCUGUCAUCGCUUAAUUCGCCUCAUUUUCUUCAUCCGGGUAGGAUGCUGAAGCACGUGCACAUCAGUCCGUGCAGGUCGAGGGCCGACUCGAUGAGUCUGUGCUCGAGCACCAGCCACUCGAGCCUGGGCGGUUCGCCGCCGGAAGCUUUGAGUUCGCGCUCCUCCAGCUACAGCUCCCUCAACGAGGCCAUUCCAAACACGGCAGCAAUCAAGGUGUACGCCCGCUGCUUGCGGCCUGAUAUCGAGUACAAAACUCUGUCCAUCACGUUCUCCACCACCAGCUACGAAGUGAUCCAAGCGCUGCUCGCAAAAUUCCGCAUGCGCCACAAGGACCCAAAACUCUUCUAUCUCACCAUGGAGGUUGCCGUUCGCAGAGCAGGAAUUCGAUCCACUCUGGUUUUGGACGAUGACGCUCGUCCAGCAGAACUUCAGUCAUGUCAUCCCAAAGGAGACUCUAGAUUUGCCCUUCAAGCAAGGCAGGGUGGUCUGGUCAAAAUCUAUGAUGGCGUCUUGAUGACAGGGUCUCAGUACAAAAGCCUGCACAUUUCUGAGAAAACCACUGUUGAUGAUCUGGUCCAAAUCCUGCUGAACUGCUACAACAGCAAGGAACGCAAAGAGCUAUUCUCAAUUUACGUCGUGCGUCCGUCAGAAGAAUUCCAGCGCAAACUCCACCACGAGGACCUUCCGCUGCAGGUGCAGCAGUCGUGGGGCUCCAACUCGGACGCUCACUUCCGCUUGCACAGAAAUCCCGAUCGCCACCGGCCAAGACGGAAACUCGGGCUGCAAGAGCAAUGGUGCAGUGAUCUUGGCCUGCCGUCACCCACAACGCAGCCGCACCUGCUGCGCACCUUCGAGCAUCAGUUGCCCCCUGCCCUGCCCAGAAGGGAUCCUUCCGGUCUCCUGAGGCAGCAGCAGCCCAUCCGGGCACACAUAUCAAACGUCCCCAUCAGACACUACGUGCAAACCACCACCAACAUAAUCAACAGCUCCCUCUUCAACAAUAACAACUACAAAAGCAGGUCAUCCAGGUCGUCGGCCAUCCUCGAAGAGACCAUUCCCCACUUCCAAGCCUUGCAAAUUGCCAAACCGGUGCAUUCGUACAAGGAAUACGAGAAUUACCUUUUUAUUUGAACUUUUGAGAAUGUGAGUUCAGGAAAAGUCAAGAAUAGGAUAUAAGUGAAAUUUCAUAUUAUAUUGUCGGAGUUUAUAAGGAAUCUCAAGUCACACUUAUCAAGAAAUACAUAUUAUAUCAGUGCAAACCUAUAACUUAAUUGUGUACGGCAUCGCCUCUAGUCCGAGCUUUUGAUUUGGAGCCAAAGAAAGGCUUUUUUGCUUGAAGCCAGGUGCUGAUUUGAAAAUGACCACAAAAUCUUAUCUUGAUUUAAUCAGACUAUUCAAGUUUUUUUUCUGCUGAAGAAGAAAGCAACCUUCAGCUAUAUGCUAUAGGGUAUUUUCAAAAUGUUUUUUUUUUCACUCCUUGUCAUUUCCAGAAUGAACUGCAUUUUUUUAGGAAAGGUCUGUUUCCUAUCCAGUAUUAAGAUUUUUGUUUAGAUCUUGAUAAAAAUAUUUAGAAACGCAGAACAAAUAAUUAUAAAUUAUAAUAGUUUGCAUGGGUUUUCUAUUAUAUUUUGUUACAAUAGCUUUACUCUCCAGCGCAGCCAAGAUUUGUGCUUCAAAGUCGCAUUUUUAUUUUAGUACCUUCACAUAUAUAACAAUCAUGCACUUCUUCAUUCUAGCAUUUUCAUCAUUCACUUACAUGUUUGUGAAACCAAAGAGCAAUGCAACAAGAAUUGUUUCAAAUCACUGUAAUAAGAAGCGUCAUUUUUGAUGUAAUGUUUUCUAGUGAGAAGUAAGUUAGAAAAAGUGUUGUAAAAUUUCUAGAGAUUGAAAUAAAAAUAAAAUAAGGAAAGAGAAA